Messenger RNA from Beta vulgaris subsp. vulgaris (sugar beet), 1604 nucleotides. Its product is annotated as S-adenosylmethionine decarboxylase proenzyme. The coding region runs from base 146 to 1222 and encodes 358 amino acids. NCBI's taxonomy places the organism in Eukaryota, Viridiplantae, Streptophyta, Magnoliopsida, Caryophyllales, Amaranthaceae. Gene Ontology annotation, cellular component: cytosol. Gene Ontology annotation, molecular function: adenosylmethionine decarboxylase activity. The transcript has a single exon. The record is from RefSeq and is a predicted model, not a curated record. Gene Ontology annotation, biological process: spermine biosynthetic process; spermidine biosynthetic process.
CUGAUUACUGUCAUCACUAACUAGUAAUAGUAGGACUACAUAACGUGGUUCAUACACUAGUAUAGAAUAUAAAUUCUCUAGCUCCUUUUUGUUUCUGUUAUCUGGAUUCCAUUAUUUUCUUGGCGUAGUUCCUUGUGGUGGCAAGAUGGCCUUGGUUAGUUCCCCUAUCGGCUUUGAAGGUUAUGAGAAAAGACUUGAGAUUUGCUUCUUUAACUCUGCUGGAAAUGGCCUUCGAUCUUUAACUAAAAAUCAACUCGACAAAAUCCUUGAACCAGCGGAAUGCACUAUUGUUGAUUCUUUGUCUAAUGAUCAUGUUGAUUCUUAUGUUCUGUCAGAGUCUAGCCUCUUUAUCUACCCUCACAAAAUUAUAAUCAAAACUUGUGGGACCACAAAAUUGCUCCUCUCUAUCCCAGUUAUUCUUCACCUAGCUGAAACUCUUGCACUUACCAUAAGAUCCGUGAGGUACACCCGUGGUAGCUUCAUAUUCCCAAGUGUUCAACCCUUUCCUCACCGGAAUUUCUCAGAAGAAGUCGCCACUCUGGAUAGCUACUUCAGCAAGCUUGGAUUAGGAAGCGAAGCUUGUGUGAUGGGAAGUCUGAAAUCCCCUCAAAAAUGGCAUGUUUAUUCAGCUACUGUGGAGCCUCCAUGCUAUGAUUCUCACCAAAAUUUUACCUUAGAGAUGUGCAUGACAGGUCUGAACAAAAACUGUGCAUCAGUCUUUUAUAAGACGAACUCAAGCUCAGCAUCUGAUAUGACUGAGUCUUCUGGUAUAAGAAAAAUCCUCCCCCAGUCAAGGAUAUGUGAUUUUGAAUUUGACCCUUGUGGUUAUUCCAUGAACUCAGUUGAAGGGGCCGCGAUAUCUACAAUUCAUGUUACACCAGAAGAUGGUUUCAGUUAUGCUAGUUUUGAAUCUGCUGGUUAUGACCUGAAGAAAAUGAAGGUAGAGCAUAUGGUUGAGAGGGUGCUGGUCUGUUUUCAGCCAACAGAAUUCUCUCUAUCUGUUCAUUGUGAGGAACAUGCUGACCUGCUAGAAUCUACUGUAGGAUCUGUGAUUGUAGAUGGAUACUAUAUGAAUUACAAGAGCUGCGAGGAGCUCGGAGAUGGUGGCUCCGUGAUCUACUACCAAUUUUUAAAGUCUGAAGUCUGCCAGUCGCCAAGAUCGAUUCUCAAAUGCGGUUGGAAGGAUGAAGAUGAAAGUGAUUCCGGCUCGGACGUGGCUUAAUUUUAUCAAGUUGAGUGAUGUUAAUUGGAGAACUGCUCUCCAACAAACGUGUGGAGGAAUAUGGUAAUAUGGUAAUCUGCUUAGUUCGGGCGCCACUCGAGUCUCGAGUUCUUUGUGAACUUGUUCUCCAUAUUACUAUAUAGCCUUUCACAUUAAAGAUCCCUAGCUUUUCUCAGUCUACAAAUCUUGUUGCAAUGUGGAUGAUUUGGUUUUCGUUGGUAAUUCGUUAUCUUUGGUUUGCUGCUGUUUAUCUUGUAAAGCUCUAAUGAAAGUUCAGUUUCUUCACCACUUACCACUGUGGUUUUGUUUGUAUGUACCCUGGGAGACUACUGUUUGUGAUGCAUAAAACUCUAAAUGAAUUAAUAGUAUAUUUGCCCAUUAA